This is a messenger RNA of Austrofundulus limnaeus, 4580 nucleotides long. It is a transcript of the gene astn1, whose product is annotated as astrotactin 1. Gene Ontology annotation, molecular function: protein binding. The record is from RefSeq and is a predicted model, not a curated record. Gene Ontology annotation, biological process: neuron cell-cell adhesion; neuron migration. Gene Ontology annotation, cellular component: membrane; endosome. NCBI's taxonomy places the organism in Eukaryota, Metazoa, Chordata, Actinopteri, Cyprinodontiformes, Rivulidae.
GAGCCCGCCGGUGGAUUCCUCACACUCAGCUCAGCUGCGAGACUCAAGCAGCUUGUGAGGAGAGGCGAGCAGAGGAGAGGAGAAAGGAGCGACGGAGAGAUGGCGAGCAUCAACACGGAGCUGCUGCAGCGGAUGUUGGGGCUCGCGUGGCUCCUCCUGGCYCUCCGAACCGCCGGCGUCCGGGGUCUGAACGGCGACGAGGACCAGAGCCAGGACACCGAGUGCAAGACGAAGAGCGUCACCGUGUCCGCGCUGCCGUUCCUGCGGGAGAACGACCUGAGCAUCAUGCACAGUCCGUCGGCCUCCGAGCCCAAGCUGCUGUUCUCGGUCCGGAACGACUUCCCCGGAGACGUCGUGGUGGUGGACGACCUGGAAAACACCGAGCUGCCCUUCUUCGUCUUGGAGAUCUCUGGGAACUCAGAGGACAUCCCUCUGGUACGCUGGCGGCAGCAGUGGCUGGAGAAUGGCACGCUGCUCUUUCAUAUCCACCACCAGGAUGGCAGCAUGAACCUCCCAGAACCGACCGAAKACCCGGCCAACGACUCCACGAAAGAAGAGCUUCGCAUUUUGCACAUCUCAGUGAUGGGUGGGAUGAUUGCCCUUCUGCUGUCCGUCCUGUGCCUUGUCCUGAUCCUGUACACUCGCAGGCGCUGGUGUAAACGCCGCCGCAUCCCUCAGCCCCAGAAGAGCGCCAGCGCCGAGGCAGCUAAUGAGAUCCACUACAUCCCGUCAGUACUGAUGGGAGGGCAGGCCCGGGAAAGCUUAAGGAACUCGAGAGGUCAGGGGCCAAACUCCAGUGGCACCCUCAGCAUCCGGGAGACACCGAUUUUGGACGGAUAUGAGUACGACAUCACGGACCUUCGUCACCAUUUGCAGAGAGAGUGCAUGAAUGGUGGGGAGGAAUAUGCCAGCCAAGUGACCCGAACUCUGGACUCUCUUCAAGGCUGCAACGACAAGAAUAACAUGGACCUGACACCUGUGAGCGACAACACCAAGUUGGCCUUGAUGAACAAGUACAAGGACAACAUCAUCGCCACGAGCCCCAUCGACAGCAACCACCAGCAGAACACCCUGCUUCCGCACAACACCUCCACCAGCCAACGCAAACGCCUCUCCAGCAACACCCGUGCGGGUUCAACUUUCUUGAACCCAGACGGGGACUCUGGGACGGAGGCAGACAGUGAGCCUCAGCUGGCCUUUUACACCGACCCGAACCGCAGUCGGCGCCGGAGUCGAGGUAUGAGAAACGGUAACGCCAACAGCGCGUGGGGCUCUGGGGCAGCAGGUUCCCCACGGAGUCCCAUCAAUAAGACCACCCUGACUCUGAUCAGUGUCAUCAGCUGCGUGAUUGGCCUGGUUUACUCAUCCCACCUCUCCUGCAGUCUCUCGGUCCGAGUGAUCUUACAUGUUCCGGAGCACCUCAUAGCUGACGGAUCAAGGUUUAUUUUGCUGCAAGGGAGCCAAUUGGAUGCUUCCGACUGGCUCAACCCAGCCCAGAUCUUGUUGUACUACCAGCAGAAUGCCAGCGGGCCAUGGCUCAACGAGCUGUGUGGACGACGCCUACUGGAUCCCUGCGAACACCAGUGUGACCCAGAAACAGGAGAAUGUCUUUGCCUAGAUGGGUACAUGAAGGACCCAGUCCACAAGCAUCUCUGCAUUCGCAGUGAGUGGGGCCCCAAUCAGGGUCCCUGGCCUUACACCAUCUUCCAGCGUGGUUUUGAUCUUGUGAUGGGAGAACAACCUUCUGAUCGUAUUUUCAGAUUUACCUAUACCUUGGGAGAGGGGAUGUGGCUCCCACUGAGCAAAAGCUUUGUGAUCCCUCCUGCUGAGCUUGCCAUCAACCCAUCAGCCAAAUGCAAAACAGACAUGACAGUAAUGGAGGAUGCAGUAGAUGUCAGAGAAGAACUGAUGAUCAGCUCAUCCUUUGACUCUUUGGAGGUUCUCUUGGACUCCUUUGGACCCGUCAGAGACUGCACCAAAGACAAUGGAGGCUGCAGCCGCAACUUCCGCUGCAUAUCUGACCGAAAGCUCGAUUCCACUGGAUGUGUGUGUCCUCCAGGGUUGAGUCCAAUGAAGGAUGGGACCGGGUGCUAUGACCACCACAUCGGCAUCGACUGCUCUGACGGCUUCAAUGGUGGAUGUGAGCAGCUGUGUCUCCAACAGCUGGCCCCUCUAGAGGAUGACCCGACACUCUACAACAUCCAGAUGUUUUGUGGGUGCAUUGAAGAUUAUAAGCGAGGUCCUGAUGGGAGGUCAUGUCUACCGCUGUCUGAAGCCUGCACUGAGGGGAUAGACUGUGGUGAAGCGACAGAUGUUCCAGCUAACCAGACAGUCUUUGGAGACCUUUUCUACGGAUAUAACAACCACACYAAAGAAAGCACCUCUGGACAGAUCCUGAAGGCCACAUUCAGGCAGAAGAACUUUGCCCGAGGCAUUGAACAGCAGCUCCCAGAUGGGAUGGUGGUGGCAUCAGUGCCAACAGAGGUUCAGUGCCACGAGGAGCUGUCAGACCCUGUGCCCGACCCAGAAUACCUCAUGGGUAUGGUGAACUACAGUGAAGUUUCUGGCUAUCCCCUCGUUCAACACUGGAGUCUUCGCUCUGUGUUGUACCACGUAAAGCUCAACCAGUGGGUCCUGUCUCAAGCUUUUAGCUCGGCCAUCCAUUCUCUGGACGGGGCAACGCAGCGGAGUGACUUUGUCUCCAUCCUCAGGGAGUUUGGGAACCACUAUGUGCAGGAGGCAGUCUACGGCUUCCAGGAGUCCUGCACCAUCUGGUACCCCAACAAGCAGGUUCAGAGACAGCUGUGGCUGGAGUACCAGGACAUUAGCAAAGGUAACUCCCCUUCAGAAGAAUCUGAAGAGCGCGACAAGGAGCCCAGGACGCUGACCUAUCCGGCUUACAUCGCCAGCCUCCUGGACACGGGCGCUAAGCGCAUGGCGGCAGGUGUCAGGAUGGACUGCAGCAGCCAGGGCCAGUGCCCCCGCUCCUGCCACCUCUGCCACAUGAGCCCGAGAGUGGCACAAGGCCGGCAGCAGUCUGAGCCUGUUCUCCUGAAGAUCACCAAAGCUGCUCCUAUAUAUGAGCUGGUCUCCAACAACGAGACCUAUCAGGCUCUUCAGGAGGCCAUGAUGAGCAUGCUGUGGUGCUCGGGCAAAGGCGACGUUAUUGAUGACUGGUGUCGAUGCGACUCCAGUGCAUUUGGCACAGAUGGACUUCCCACCUGCGCCCCACUUCCCCAACCCAUGCUGAAGCUGUCCUACACCUAUGAGCCCAGCAGCUCAUUGGUCAUAAUGGAGUGGAACCACACCGAGCCUCCAAUAGGAGUGCGGAUUGUUGAUUACCUCAUCAGUCAGGAGAAGGUGAUAGAAAGRACCGACCAUUCUAAAUUGGAGACAGGUUCCGUCUGUGGGCAGUAGACAACACAGGACGCCGCUCCAGUCCCAGUGAGGUCACCAUCAAAACUCCAUGUCCAACUGUGGAUGACGUCAAAGCGCAGGAAAUUGCAGACAAGAUUUAUAACCUGUUCAAUGGCUAUACGAGUGGGAAAGAGCAGCAGACAGCCUACAACACUUUGAUGGACCUGGGUGCUCCCACCCUGCACCGUGUGCUUUACCACUAUAACCAGCGCUAUGAGAGCUUUGGAGAAUUCACAUGGAGGUGUGAGGAUGAGCUGGGGCCCAGGAAAGCCGGCCUGAUCCUCUCCCAACUAGACGAACUCUCCCUGUGGUGUAAAGGUCUCCUUCAGGAGCCGAAGAUCGGCCUUCGCAGAAUGUCCCUCAAGUUCCUGUCCUGCCGUUACACCGACACCAAAGUGUUUGGGCUCAACUGGUCCGAGAUGGGCCAGGACGUCCACAAAGCCUGUGACGAACAGACACUCACUGUCAUGUAUAAUGACUACGGUGAGCCCAAGGAGCUCUAAAGGUUUGGUUUUAAGUUUGGAUCCGGACAAAACCACACGCACUUGAAAAACAUAAUCCAAGUUUUAUGUACCUCGGCCAUGAUUUUUACAUUAAAUUAUAGUCCUAAUACUAAAUGCGAAAUAUUAUUUGAAAUGCCAUGUAAUGUUUUUGAUACACACCAAUAUCAAAAGCUAAACGAGUCAUCUUUUAUAAACUAACUGCAAAUAAAAAAAAAUCAUAAAAACCAUUACUGCUGAACGACUAAGAUUUUCGGAAGGCUGUCCAUGCUGGAACAGUUUUUGUGAAUACACAAACGUUUUUAUCGUUACAACCUUGCGUCCACAUAGGAACAAGCUUCAAGAAGCUCAAAAGUAAUAUUCUUUGAAAAUGGGUUUUUGAGUGAAAAAAAUCUUGAAGUCCUUUGGACAACUAACAAAAACAAUGGUGUCAUAGUCCCAACUUUAAUCUAACUUCUGACACAAGGGUGUCCCCUUCUUGUUGAGUUUUUUUUUAAGUUUUUAUCCAGUGUGGAAGCUUUAUGUGCAUGCUUCACACGUUGUUUGUGUAAUUUCACUGUACCGUUACAGCGACACAUACAGGCCUGAGAUCGUUACUACAGCUUUUGAAGUCAUUUUGAGAAGGGGUCUCUGCAUUCAUUAAAGCCCUGUCUCCAUUGUCAA